This is a messenger RNA of Vicia villosa (hairy vetch), 1014 nucleotides long. RefSeq lists its product as uncharacterized. The record is from RefSeq and is a predicted model, not a curated record. The transcript has 6 exons. NCBI's taxonomy places the organism in Eukaryota, Viridiplantae, Streptophyta, Magnoliopsida, Fabales, Fabaceae. Bases 1 to 1014 code for a protein of 337 amino acids.
AUGAGCUGUACUGAUGCUCAGAAAGUGCAAUUUGGUACCCAUAUGCUUGAAAAGGUAGCUGAAGAUUGGUUGAACAACACUCUUCAAAGGUUUGAAGAAGAUGGCAUUGAGGAGCUUAUCAAAUAUUGUCCCCAUUACAAUACUGUUAAUGCUGAGGGAUCUAAAUGCUUGAAGUUUGUGAAUGGCUUGAGACAUAACAUUAAGAAGGCUAUUGGUUACCAACAGAUUACCUGUUUUACUGAGUUGGUUAACAAGAGUCAGAUUUAUGAUGAGGAUAAUAGGGAAAGUGCUUCUUUCUACAAGAGCUUGAAAGGGAAAAAUCAAGAUCGUGGGAAAUCGUAUGACGACAAGAGGAAACAAGCUGGUUUUGGCAAGAAGCUAAGUGCGGGAGGAUCUUCCACUCCACUUAAGUGCUUCAAAUAUGGUGUUGAAGGUCAUUGUGCUAUUAAUUGUGAUAAGGAUUUCCGUGACAUGUUUCAAGUGUGGAAAGAGUGGUCACUAAGCAAACAAUUAAGUAUGGUUAUUUAUACACCUUCUAUGGGUUAUGUUUCUACUUCUUAUGUGUGUCGGAAUUGUCCGUUGAGUAUCUUUGGUAGAGAUUUUGGGAUUGAUUUUGUUUGUCCUCCUUUAGAACAACUUGAUGUGAUUUUGGAUAUGCAUGAGAAGAGAACCAUUGAGGAAUUGCCGAUAGUUUGUGAUUUUGCGGAGGUAUUUCCUGAAGAUAUAAGUGAUUUACUGCCGAAACGCGAGGUUGAGUUUUCGAUUGAUUUGAUUUUUCAUGAUUACCUGGAUACGUUUGUUGUUGUGUUCAUCAAUGAUAUCUUAAUUUAUUCUAAGAGUGAAGAGGAACAUGCCGAGCAUUUGAAGAUUGUGUUAACAGUGUUGAAAGAGAAGAAGCUAUUUGCUAAGCUCUCUAAAUGUGAGUUUUGGUUGAGGGAAGUAAUCUUUCUUGGGCAUGUGAUUUCAAGUGGUGGUAUUUCCGUUGAUCCUUCGAAGAUUAAGGAAGUUCAUUGA